AUGGCGGCGACAAUAUACGGCGUCAGGAGCUUUUUCCUCUCGGCAGCGAUUGUGAUAUUGUUCGCCGGCCGUUAUGGAGGCGCUGCCGAAGCCACCGGAGGUUACAUCAAAUACAAAGAUCCAAAAGCGCCGGUGGAAGAGAGAGUGGAAGAUUUGUUAAUACGAAUGACAUUACCGGAGAAACUUGGUCAAAUGUGUCAAGUUGAUCGAUUCAACUUCUCAUUCUUCCCCACGGGUCAAGAAAUCUUCACAAAGUACAUGAUCGGAAGUGUUUUGAGCAACCCUUAUGAUACCGGUGCUAGUCAGCUAAAGCGAGUUCUCACGUCGAACACUAUGCAAAAAUUGAGUCUUUCAACGAGGCUUGGAAUCCCUAUGCUUUACUCUAUUGAUGCCGUUCAUGGCCACAACACUUUUAUCAAUGCCACCAUUUUCCCACAUAACGUCGGUCUUGGUGCCACUAGGGAUCCUCAACUUAUCAAAAAGAUUGGAGCUAUAACCGCACUUGAAGUAAAGGCAACAGGAAUCGCGCAAGCUUUUGCGCCUUGUGUUGCGGUUUGCAGAGAUCCUAGAUGGGGAAGGUGUUAUGAAAGCUAUAGUGAAGAUCCUAAGGUUGUGAAUAUGAUGACCGAAAGUAUCAUUGAUGGAUUACAAGGGAAUGCUCCUUACAUCGCUGAUGUCAAGACUAAUGUGGCUGGUUGCGCCAAACAUUUUGUUGGGGAUGGAGGAACGGUAGGUGGAAUCAAUGAGAACAACACUGUGGCUGAUGAUGCUACUCUCUUUGGUAUCCAUAUGCCUCCGUUUGAGAUUGCGGUCAAGAAAGGGAUCGCAUCAAUCAUGGCUUCUUAUUCUAGUCUUAACGGUGUUAAGAUGCACACAAACAAAGCAAUGAUCACUGAUUACCUUAAGAACACACUCAAAUUCCAAGGCAUUGUUAUCUCUGAUUGGGAAGGGAUCGAUAGGAUCACAACUCCACCCAAAGCAAACUACAGUUACUCUAUUGAAGCUUCCAUUAAUGCCGGAAUUGACAUGGUUAUGAUUCCAUUUGAGUACAAAGAAUUCUUGGAGAAAUUGACAAAUCUAGUGAACGGUGGAUACAUACCUAUGAGCCGUAUAGACGAUGCUGUUCGAAGGGUCUUGAGAGUCAAAUUCUUUAUCGGUCUCUUUGAGAAGCCAUUAGCAGAGGAAACUCUUGACCCCGAGUUUGGAUCUGAGGCGCAUCGAGAAGUAGCUAAAGAGGCAGUGAGGAAAUCAAUGGUGCUUCUAAAGAACGGGAAGACAAACGCCGAUAAGGUUGUUCCACUCCCGAAGAAGGCGAAAAAGAUCCUUGUUGUGGGCCGACACGCUAACGACAUGGGCUGGCAAUGCGGUGGCUUCAGUCUCACUUGGCAAGGAUUCAACGGAACCGGAGAAGAUAUCGGUCGUAACAAAGCCUUGGGACUCCCCACCGGUAAAACAAGAGGAACUACAAUAUUGGAAGCCAUCCAGAAAGCAGUGGAUGCGACCACUGAAGUUGUCUACGUCGAGGAACCAAACCAAGAAACAUCGAAGCUUCAUCGUGACGCAGCAUACACAAUUGUGGUCGUAGGUGAAGUUCCUUACGCAGAGACACGAGGGGACAGUAGCACACUAAGCAUAGCCGAGCCAGGUCCAGCCACGAUCAACAACACGUGUGGUAGUGGGAUGAAAUGUCUAGUGGUCCUAGUCACAGGACGUCCGCUCGUGAUCGAGCCGUACCUUGAAAAAAUCGACGCUCUUGCGGUCGCUUGGCUUCCAGGAACCGAAGGACAAGGAGUCGCUGAUGUCUUGUUUGGUGAUCAUCCCUUCACCGGCACGUUAUCUCGCACGUGGAUGAAGAAUGUGGCUCAGCUUCCGAUGAACGUUGGCGACAAGAACUACGAUCCUCUCUUCCCCUUCGGAUACGGAAUCAAAACUUGA
This is a messenger RNA of Arabis nemorensis, 1935 nucleotides long. Lineage: Eukaryota; Viridiplantae; Streptophyta; Magnoliopsida; Brassicales; Brassicaceae. The record is from the annotation of a GenBank genome assembly.